Tribolium madens (black flour beetle) is the source of this 1282-nucleotide messenger RNA. RefSeq names its product transmembrane protein 53. The transcript has 5 exons. The record is from RefSeq and is a predicted model, not a curated record. NCBI's taxonomy places the organism in Eukaryota, Metazoa, Arthropoda, Insecta, Coleoptera, Tenebrionidae. Bases 353 to 1207 code for a protein of 284 amino acids.
ACUAUAAAAAAACACUAAUUUCUAAAAUUUACAACUUUUUUAUUUCACAAUAAUUCAAUUUGGAAUACAUAUGCAGUCAGUAAUACAUACACUCGAAAUUUAAGUGUGUUAAAAAAAGAAAACAUUAAAAAACCACUGCUAAAAGUGAUAAACAAUUUAAUUUGUUGAAAAAUCGUUUGAAAAAUAGUUCUUGUAUAAAUCAUUGUCAAAAAAUAUUAUACAUGUAUGCAACCAACAAUACAUCAAUUGUCAGUGGCGACGUCCUCUACGUCACUCCGCUUCGACGCCGUCAUCCACGUCGCCACCUCCAUCAUCGAUCAAUGCAUUCGUCGCUUGCGCACCCUUUUUGAAAAUGGCCGGCGGCGAUCUCGAUAAUCUCGAAUAUUACAUCAAAUUUCCAAGUCCGAACUUCAACUACAGUCAACCAAACGGGGGCGAAAGUGACUACGUCUUCGUCGUCAACGAGGAAAAAAUCCCUGUGAUUCUACUAUUCGGUUGGGCCGGAUGUCAGGACAAGUACUUGGCCAAAUAUUCGCAAAUUUACGAAGAUCGGGGUUUGAUAACGGUGAGGUACACCGCACCGGUCAAAUGCCUUUUCUGGAAGCGAUUCCAAAUGAUCGCGAUUGGGGAACGACUCGUCAAGCUUUUAAUUGACUUGAAUUUCGAAAAUCAUCCAAUUAUUGUGCAUUGUUUCUCGAAUGGGGGCGCUUUUUUGUUUCAGAAUUUCACGCUGGCACUUGAAAAGAGCCCCAAACCGAUUCAGAUAAAAGGUGUGAUUUUUGACUCUGCACCGGGCAAACGUCGCGUUUUGAGUCUAUUUCGUGCCAUUUCAGCAAUUUUGGGUGGAAGGCCCCUCUAUAAUAUCCCUGCUUCGGUCCUCAUGACCAUGUUUAUAUCUAUGAUUUGGUUAUAUGAGGUUGUCAGUAAUUACAUCAGCCCUAAAAAAACAUUCCAAUCGAAUCCUUUAGAAAAUUUGAAAGACGAUAAAAAUACUUGUCCUCAACUAUUCAUCUAUUCGAAAAAAGACAUUCUGAUUCCUUAUACGGAUAUUGAAUAUUUCGCAAAUUAUCGAAAAUCUCUAGGUAUCGAUGUAACAACUCUCUGUUACGAAACAAGUCCUCAUGUCAAACACUACACCGAAAACAAAGAAAGUUACGUGAGUAGCAUAUGCAAUUUUUUAAAUAAAUGCCUAAACGGCACAAAUUAAUUCACAAUUAGGAAAAACAUUUCAACGCUUAAUUAAUGUUUAGGGUAUAUUUUAUUUUUUUAGACGUUGUUAAAC